This is a messenger RNA of Pisolithus orientalis, 438 nucleotides long. RefSeq lists its product as uncharacterized. The annotation marks the transcript as partial. The transcript is spliced from 2 exons. Lineage: Eukaryota; Fungi; Basidiomycota; Agaricomycetes; Boletales; Pisolithaceae. The record is from RefSeq and is a predicted model, not a curated record.
UCUCUCACAUCUGAAGACAAUGGCUGGCACUUCAGAGCAUCUAGUGCUUCUACAAAGCAAUUGGAGGACUUCAGCCUCCAACAGAUGGCACAAAAGAUGGGGGAAGGCACACCAAAAUGGUGGGGUCUGCUUGGGACAUUGCUUGAUGAUAAGGGAUCAGGAGAGCUGGGUGGGCAAAAUGAGCACAUCAUGAAUGAAACAUUGGAAUCAGAGAGGGAAUUUGGCAAUUACUGGGAUGAAGUGGAUGAGAUUGAUCUUGAGGGGAUGAUCAACAAACUUACUGGGGAAUACCCAUCAGUCAAGGAAAGGUGUGCUAAUCACUGCUCUGCAAUAAAGUUGAUGAAAAAAAUGAUAGUCAGCAGUGUCCUCAUGCACAGCACCAACCAGAAAUCCAAUACACUGCAGAGUCUUCUUGGCCUGUUCUUGCAGUCAGCUCAU